CUCUAGCUGUUUGCGGCGCCGUUCUGGUUGCUGGCGUAUACACAAGGCGUUACGGACUGACUUCAGCGCAAAAUACCGCGGAGUGGUUUCACCGUAGUCACCUUGAGUACAAGCAAGGACUAGUUCCAAUUUCUUCAUUCCAGCGUCUUUAUCAGUUGUUUUAUGGGCUUGUAGAUUGGUCACCUCUCUCACCUGAGCAACUGCGAGCCUCAAGCGAGCACGAUCCUUGUGGCUGACCCCUCUAAUCAGUCCCUAGAGACAUUGUCUACUCAGUCGCUCGCAGGUUCUUCUCUUCUCUCUUCAAUCCAACGCCAUGGCCAUCGCAACAGAUAUACCAGGUCUUCAAGUCACUAUCGAGGUCGACGGGACAGCACUAACAGAGUACGAACAUGGAAUAAUCGAAGAUGAUGACACUGCGACCUCUGCAACCAGGUAUAUCGGAGCGCCGCUAGCUGGCAACUUCUCCAUUCGCUAUCUGUUUCGUCCGCCUUUGAGCCGGCACUCGGCAGUGCAAAUGGAUGUAUUGCUAGACGGUAACUACGUGCAAGCUCCAUUUGUCGAGUGGGGUGGGAAGGAAGAUUGCGAGGGAUACAUUUGCUCACGAUCCACUUCGUCGAUUGGCGGGCACAGCUUUACCCAGGGCUUUCAAUUCGCUGAGCUGAGAACCAACAAGAUCAAUACUCAAAUGACUCAAGACCUCGCGGAUCGGCUUUCACCCAUUGGCCGCAUUGUGCUCUACUUCUACUUCAUCGAGCAUAUGGAAGCAGUGACGCCGGCAGAAGUACUUCAGCUUGCUAUCAACGACUUUGAUGCUCUCAGCGAGAAAGCAUUGCACAAGGCGUCUGCGAUGCAGGGCGAUCAACUGUCUCAUCAAACUAGUCUUACAGCACCUAAGCAGCGUGAUACCAUCACUUACAACGAGGUCAAGACGACUGAAAACGAGCCUUUCGCAACGUUCACCUUCUAUUACAGAUCGACCAAUGCACUUAAGUCCAUGGGCGUUAUUCCGCGCAACCCAAGUCCUUACCCGGAGCCAGAGUCAGAUGCCGAAGAUAGGGAUCCAGAAGACAUGACCGAGGAGGAGCUGAGGGCGGUGGUUAGACGUAUGCGCGAGAAGAAUCAGAAAGCAAUCGCUAUCAAGCGCGAACGCGACAAAGAGCGAGAAGGCAGUGAAGAUACCCUAGUUGGUGAUGAGGUCGAGUGGAUCGGCAGCCAGCCGGCACAUCCGAUUGCGAAGAAGAUACGCCGCGCUCCUGGUCCUGAUGACGAGGUCGUGGCUCUGGAUGAUUGAGCGUAUUCGACAUUCAGGCUCUAUGAUUAUAUGACUGUGCCAUUCUCAGUCAUUCUGGCGCAUCCUAGGGCUGGAGAAUUAGACACCAUCGCUAGGUCAUCAUCAUUGGGGGCAAUGCUGGUAGCAUUAUCGGACGAUUAUUCAUUCCGUAACCAUCUAUUCAUGCG
Molecule: messenger RNA, 1458 nt
Organism: Alternaria rosae
Lineage: Eukaryota; Fungi; Ascomycota; Dothideomycetes; Pleosporales; Pleosporaceae
Exons: 5
Coding region: 314-1291 (325 amino acids)
Source: RefSeq, a predicted model, not a curated record